This is a messenger RNA of Paramecium tetraurelia, 489 nucleotides long. RefSeq lists its product as uncharacterized. The transcript has 2 exons. The record is from RefSeq and is a predicted model, not a curated record. Lineage: Eukaryota; Ciliophora; Oligohymenophorea; Peniculida; Parameciidae.
AUGAAGAGGAGGAGAGCAGUACAAAAUCUAUUCUUACAAAAAUCAUAUUGGUGGAUUGGGUCGAAGAAUUUGGUCACCAAGUAAUUGAAGGCUAGGUAGGGCAAAAGCAAUCCAACAAAUAGGAUCAUUACGAUGUAGGCUAUUCUGUAGUAGAGAAAUUCCUAUUUCUAACAAGAGUAACAAAUGCCUUUGGAGGUUGAAAAGAGGUCAAAGAUUGGAUUGACAGAAAUUGCAAUGCUUUAUUGGUCCAUUCUAUACGAAGUUAUAGACUUGGCAUUUCUAACAAGUGAAACCUUAUUGAAUGAGUUGCCAACAUAAUUCGCAAAUGUGUUUUUCGUUGUGAAACAGGAUGAAGUGAUCGAUGAGUAUGAGUUAGUGGUUGUGCAGUGUAAUCAAUUUCAACACUAUUUGUUGGAUAUAAAAAUUUUUGUAUUGAGUCUUCAAUUCUAUAGGAAACAAGAAUAGCGCCUAUUUUAAGGUUCCAAGUGA